This is a messenger RNA of Babesia ovata, 2832 nucleotides long. Its product is annotated as Extracellular matrix-binding ebh, putative. The transcript has a single exon. The coding region runs from base 1 to 2832 and encodes 943 amino acids. The record is from RefSeq and is a predicted model, not a curated record. NCBI's taxonomy places the organism in Eukaryota, Apicomplexa, Aconoidasida, Piroplasmida, Babesiidae.
AUGACAUUGCAUGACGUAGACAUCUCACGAGUAACAGAUGAGACAACGGGGCAAAUAAUAGACAACGUAACUUAUCCACUAUAUCAGGUAGUAGACCAUGAGCUGGGGGAGCUAGCAGGUCACACUUUAGGUGGAGGAGGUGAGCCUAAGACGCAAAUUGGCCAAUUGGUCACUGAGGCGUUGGAGGCUGUUGUGGCCAUGGACGAAAGUCUCAAGAGGGAUUUGAAGGAUGUUAAAGAUAAGAUUAAAAAUGGGAUUACGGAUGUGAUUACGAGAUUGGAAGUUGAGAAAUUGGAUCAGAAAGUGAAAGAUGAUUUGGGGACGUUGAAGGGGAAUAUCAUGAAGCUUAACCAGCAGGUUAAAGAUGAUGACUCAGAUGAUAAUAUAGUUGGUGGGCAAUUGAAGGCGCUUAAAACGCAAAAGACUAUUUUAGAUAAUACUACUAGCAAGGAACAUGGUUCAAUCGCGAGGGAGACUGGAUUGCUUGAAAGUAAGUUUCAGACCGCGAUCCAAGGGCCGCUUAACAAAAAAGUCAAAGCAGUUGACACGGCGAUUGGGAAGCUUGGCGGGAAGUUUACUGGGAUCCAAAGCGAGGAGGACAAAAGGACAAUUGCAGGUAUUUUCGAGCAUAUUAAAGGAAAGGUUGGGAAGAUUAAGGGCGACAAAGGAAACGGAGAGUGGCGCGGUAAUACCGGCAGCGGGAUGGAUGGCGUUCAAAGCGCAGUGGAGCAGUAUUACAGCGCGUUAUCCGGGCAAAAUGCAUUUUACCAAAGAGUCCAAGGGUGGCUGGAUGCGAUUUGGGGGAAGAAGGGUGAACAGAAGAAAGAUCGUAAUCUUCAAGCGUGGCUUAAGGCGUGGAUUGAGCGGAAGGGUGUGAACCUGUCGCGGGUCCAACCUACGGUUGCCGGUGGUGAAUCCGCCAUUGACAAAUUCCGUGGUGCAGUUAUCAACGCCAUUAAUAAACAUUUUAAUGACGACCAAACAGCAGCCGAAGGAAAGGUUAAGGAAGUGAAAAAAGACAAUAGCAUUCAAAAUAGCAUCACAGCCGUAAAAGAAGGGUGCAAGCAUUUUGUCGAAAAGCUGGAUGAGAAAUUUAAAGACAGCGAUGAUUUACUCGAAAGUGUCGCCAAGGAGAUUUUACCGAAGGUUGCAAACAAUCAGCAGAAUAGCCGCAAUGAAGACCAAAUUAAAAAGUUUAUCAAGUUCACGCUCCCAGCGCUCCGCGCCACCGUCUACCAGGUGGCCGAGGAGCUACACUCAGUGCUGCUCGGCAAUGGGACCGCAACGAUAAACAUCGCAGACCUGUUGGAUAAAGCCAAAAAGGCAACUGAAGAGCUUGACGGUCAGCUUACUGCGGCGACUAAAAAUGGCCCCUCACCUCCCGCCCCCGAAGCUGGCACCGCCCAAGCCGUGGACAAGAGGUUGGAGGCAGUGAGGGAUGAGGUGAAUACCAACAUUACGAAUAAGUUUAAAAGCAAUGUAAUAAACCAACUUGAGAUUGAGGUCAAGAAACUUCCCGACGCCGUUAAAGAGUUCGACGAGAAAGCUCAAGCACAGAUCAAGGCUGCGGCCAAGAAGGCUAUCACAGAGGCGGCUGGGCAGAUUAAGGAAGCUAAUGGUAAAAUAGAGUUUAAUGACGAUUUUAUGAAACAGUUUAAGGAAACCUACGAACCGAUCAAAACUGAUUUACAAAAACAACUUGAGCAAAAAGUUUAUGACCAGUUACCUAAGGCCGGCGGUACAAAGGAAAAUACCCAUGUCAAACUCCAAGGUGCUCCCAACAUUAAUAGUUAUAAUGGUCACGUUGGUCGAAAACACAUUGAAGACCUCAAGAGCGGUGAUACCCUAAAAGGCAUUAAAAGCGGAGGCUCUCUUCCACUGGCGAUCGGGAAGAUUAAAGAUGAGGGUCUGAAACCUUUCGGUGAGAAUGGUGUCAAGGAUAUACUCAACGCAGGAGCAAAAACCUUCACCGGUCCGUUCGACACAAUAAAGGAACAGCUUGGAGAGAUCAAGAAAUUGGUUAGUGAUGAUGUCAAAUUCAUGGAUGAUGAUAAAAAGAGAGGCGUUAAAAACUACCUAAAUAGUUUGAGGAGUAUGUUUAAUAAAACGUCCUGGGUUCAUGCAGUUCCUGGCCUUGAUGCAAUUAAAACGUCGAUUGAAGCUCUGCAAAAAACUCCGUUCACUACCCAACCCGAAGAAAUUGAGAAAGCCGUCAAAGCAAUUAAGGCGGAGCUUGGGGUGCUUAGAGGGAAGUUGAAGAAAGAUGGUGGCGUCCCUAAAGAUGGUGUUAUUGACGUGUUGGCAGAUUUGAAAGGCGCAGGUUUUGAGAAUAAAAUCGGUUGGACACCAAAUGGCCAAUCUCUCAGUGGUCUUGGGAAAAUCGAGAGUGACCUUCAAAAAGAAAAUGAUGAAUUGCCUAGGCAAACGAAAAUAAUUGGUGAAGCCAUGGAGAUACUCGCAAAAGAAAUAAAGGAUAUCCUCAGAGAUGUAGGAAUGAAGUUGGAUCAUAACGCCAUUCCUAAUGGUGAUGAGGUCCUGUACUACUUGCGGCGGUUGGAGAGGAAACUUGGUAAAGGGAAAGUAAAAGAUAGCGACAAUCUUCAACAGAUUCAAAAGGCAAUUCAAAAACUUCAUGACGAUCCGUUUAGUACACAUCCCACAAAAAUAGGAGAAGCCAACGACCUUAUUAAACAAGAACUUACUGCCCUUCGAGGUGUGCUGCAAGGUGACAAGGAUAGCGAAGAGGAUGUCAUUGAUACAUUGAAAAUUUUGCAGAACGCAGGGCUUGGUGAUAAGGAUUGGAAAAAGAGAUUGAAAUACGAAAGGGCGUGA